AUGCUAGAAUUAAGGAAGAGCACUGCAGAUAAUUUCAAGCUUGUUGAGGGUGAAAUCUCGGUAACCUUCAUUGAACUCAACUCCUUUUUUAUUUUCCUUGAGUCCUGCUGAUUAGAUUAUUUAAUGGGCGAGUUUCGUUGUGGUUCGAGGUGAGGAGAGGAAAAAUUGGGACUAAAGUGAUGAAGAUGAUUAGGUGGAAGCAUGGAUUUAAGGUGCUAGGAGAGGUGAUAGUCAUGAAGAAGAAUUGAUGUUAUAGUUGGUAGGUCUAUUUGAACUGCAUUUUGCACCUGGUGUCCCUAUUGUAUUUGGCCUUCUAUUCUUUCGUGUGCCAAAUAAGGCCUCAAGAAUCUGCAUAAAUUGCAAUUGUGCUUGCAUUGCAUUCGUUAUUGACUCAUGCUACUCAACUGACAUGGGGACAAAUUAUUUAACGAGACAGAUGGGCAAAGCAAUGAAGGACUUAAAAUUGAAGAAACGAAUACAAGGACUAUGGUACAGUCCUCAUAUGGCUGCUGCUUCUCAUGCCAUCUCAGAAAGGAUUCAAUUGGUUGAUCUUAUUGUGGAACUCAGAGAUGCAAGGAUUCCAUUGUCUUCAGAAUGCGAGAUAUUGAGAAACUGUCCAGCUUCCACUAGAAACAUUAUAGCAUUGAACAAAAUGGAUCUUGCUGAUCAAUCAAAAUUACAGGAAUGGAUGAAAUAUUUUAGGGAAAGAAACUUCAUCUCUUAUGGAGUCAAUUCUCAUAACAAGGAGAACAUCAGGAAGUUUUUGAGCCUUAUACAAAAUCAAGUAAGAGAAUUGAAGAGAACUGAUCAUACUGCGACGGUAAUGCUUGUUGGUAUUCCAAAUGUUGGUAAGUCAGCACUUGCUAACUCCUUGCAUCAAAUUGGCCGAACUAGUGCUGCAGAGAAGGGAAAAUUGAAGCAUGCAACUGUGAGCCCAGAGCCAGGGGAGACCAGAGAUAUACGAAGUUUUAAGAUUGCUAGCCAUCCCAAUAUUUAUGUAUUGGACACUCCAGGCGUUUUACCUCCAGAAAUUCUUGAUGUCGAUGUUUGCUCUAAAUUAAUUUUAACAGGAGCAAUCAAGGAUUUGAUAGGGACAAAAGAACUUGCUCAAUACUUUCUAGCUAUACUCAAUAGGAGUGAACAAUACAAGAAUUGGGCAAACUUAUCCAGCAAGGAUAAGGAUAUGCUGUCUCUUGACUGUACAAUGGAGUUUUUGAAUAGCUCUGAAUCGCAUGUGAAGCAGAGAAGACAAAGCCCUACAGAUCACACGCAGGACUGCAUAGUUCGGGAUGUUCGACAAACCCUCUUCGAAACAAUUUCAGCGUAUGAAGGGGAUACAAAUGAUGAAGAGGAGAUGGAAACCCUUAUUUCUAUACAGUUUGGAGCAUUGCAGAAGGUAUUUCAUGUUUCUUCUGAAUGUCCUGAAGAGGCUAAUGUCAAGGUUGGUAAGAAGCUGCUUGAUCUUUUCCGUACCGGGCGUCUUGGACAUUAUAUGUUAGAUCUUCCUCCUGGAAGCAUCCACUUUAACUAGAUAUAGACAUUAUGUUUUAUAUGGAGUUUGAGAAAUGAGCUGCAUUGUUAUAUGGUUAUUGACAGUCCAAUUUGCUACAAUUUUGAUGUUCUGUGUUGAUGAUUAGUUGAUAGUCUACUUUUGAAUGGGAUAAAUAGAGAGGAAGUGGAUUCCAUAUAGGCGGCUCAUUGGAUUUAAGGAUAAUUCAAAAUUGAAUCAAACUGUUAGAAGCCAAAACCAAGCAAAAUUAAAUGAAGUGUUUCCCCUUA
Molecule: messenger RNA, 1779 nt
Organism: Prosopis cineraria
Lineage: Eukaryota; Viridiplantae; Streptophyta; Magnoliopsida; Fabales; Fabaceae
Product: DAR GTPase 2, mitochondrial-like
Exons: 9
Coding region: 410-1531 (373 amino acids)
Cellular component (GO): mitochondrion
Molecular function (GO): GTPase activity; GTP binding
Source: RefSeq, a predicted model, not a curated record